AUGAGUCUGCCGAGGUACCCCAAGCUGAUCACCUUCGUCGGGCUCCCGGAUUACGGAGAGGGCGUCGGUAGCAACGACCAUGACGGACGAGGCUCGAGGAGAAGCCGCUCGGCGCCAGCCAUUAGUAUCAAGUCGGCUUCGCACCCGUUCAAUGAUGGAGGCUUCAAGGAAGUCAGUCAAGAUCUGAACAACAACGACUUCGAGGACUUUUACGACAAGCUCAAGAAGAACGACGUCGAGAAGGCCCAAAGUAGCAUCUCGGACACGUCCAUCAAGGGAGGCGAGGAAAUCGUCAUCAAGCAGGACUACGACAUCGAAGAGGCCAGGCUGGACGACACGUUGCAGAUGAGCCUGUUUGAUGCUUCGAUUGACCGCGAGGGCGCUUCCAACAUCGGCAAGGACACUUCUGAAGAUAGCGGCUCGGCGUUGUCGACAGAGAACAAGGAGGACGUCAUCAAGCAGAACUACAACACCAUCAACCACGACAACAAAAGCGCUGGCGGCGGACCCGCCGAAAUCCCGAUGCAGGCUGAAAAGUUUCAGAUGGCCGUCGUGAGCCCGAACGUCGACAAUGUUGAUGUGAUCGACCUUUCGCACGAGGCCGAAGUGCAAAUUGAGCUGAACGCCCGCACCGGCCACAAGAUGCUGACUCGCGCGGCCCGCCGAAAGCAGACCUCGGCCGAACGUAAUUCCUUCGCGAGUCUUCCCCGUCGUAGACGCCAGGCGAAGCAAGCCGCCGGCAACAAGUCCGCCUCCACCGCCAGGCCGCGCUCGCUAAGCCUCGACGAUUUGCCAGCCGCCACCUUCGACCCGGAAUGCAAGGGCCGGCUGCAACUGGACAAUCUGAUCCCUCCGGAGCCCGUCGUGCCGAUCGUGGGGCAGCCCCGCACACCGCCAGUGGACAAUUUGAUCGAACGCCUGUCGCAAAUCUCCUUGCAAGUCGGCCAUUCGCCUCGACAGCCCGCAAUGUUCAAGCUGAACACCCUGCUUGCUGACCUGGAAGAUAUCGAGAGAGAGGAGAAGUUGAAAGAAGAGAAGAAAGCGCCCAGCCAGCAC
Mesorhabditis spiculigera is the source of this 1056-nucleotide messenger RNA. The record is from the annotation of a GenBank genome assembly. Lineage: Eukaryota; Metazoa; Nematoda; Chromadorea; Rhabditida; Rhabditidae.